This is a messenger RNA of Cyprinodon variegatus (sheepshead minnow), 774 nucleotides long. RefSeq names its product neurogenic differentiation factor 1-like (gene neurog3). Lineage: Eukaryota; Metazoa; Chordata; Actinopteri; Cyprinodontiformes; Cyprinodontidae. The record is from RefSeq and is a predicted model, not a curated record. Bases 1 to 714 code for a protein of 237 amino acids. Gene Ontology annotation, molecular function: protein dimerization activity. The transcript has 2 exons.
AUGCGCAUCCAUCCCUCACUGUCAGCUGCACAUAUACAGAGUCUGACGCCUUCAGCGACAGGAGAGGACGGCGCUCUGUCUCUUCAUUCAAUCUUCACCUGCCUGCAGGAGUCAGAGCAAACAGAUCCACACAGGAUGUCUUCCAGACUGAGGAAUGAGAUGCGCACGUUCUGCAGCUUUUCUCCAACCCUCUCCAACCAGCUCCAGCAGACUGGAGGCGCAUCUGGAGACUUUAGUGAAAACAUGCGGGGUCGGCAACAGAGGAUGGAUGACAGAGAAGCGCCUAAACCCGGCGGUGAGCGCAUCGGACAGCGCGGCAGGCGCAGGAUGAAGGCCAACGACCGGGAGCGACACCGGAUGCACAACCUGAACUCCGCUCUGGACGCGCUGAGGAACAUCCUGCCGGCGCUGCCAGAAGACGCGAAGCUCACCAAGAUAGAAACGCUGCGCUUCGCCCGUAACUACAUCUGGGCUCUGACGGAGACAUUGCGCAUGGAGGAGCACCACCCUCACUGCGCAGCGCCUGAGCUGAGCAGCCCGGGGAGCGUCUCCUCUUUGGAGCGGGACUCUGUUUCCCCCACAGAGUACUGGUGCGGGGCCCCUGCUGAGGAACUGAGCUGUAAACCCCUCAUCAGAGAUCCACACACUUUUAUUCCCAUUACUAUUUAUUUCAGGUCGCUCCAUGGGGAGAAUGAUAUCAGAAACUCUUGGUAACAUCAAACCUACUUCUAAUGCCACCUUUGGAGCAAUUUUAUUUUAAGAAGGGAAGGAGGA